This is a messenger RNA of Trematomus bernacchii (emerald rockcod), 956 nucleotides long. RefSeq names its product parvalbumin 8 (gene pvalb8). The record is from RefSeq and is a predicted model, not a curated record. Lineage: Eukaryota; Metazoa; Chordata; Actinopteri; Perciformes; Nototheniidae. Gene Ontology annotation, cellular component: cytoplasm; nucleus. The transcript is spliced from 5 exons. Bases 320 to 649 code for a protein of 109 amino acids. Gene Ontology annotation, molecular function: calcium ion binding.
GAUGACAGGAGGAGGGAGUGGUGAAAGGGGAGAAGAACGCUCUUUUUAACGUAAUUUGCUAUUUACAAGGGCGCUACAAAUGUCCACGGUCCGGUCUCCCUGCCCUGGGCGUUAUAAAUAGUAAAGGUUAAUUAGUUAGCUGAGAAAUUGGAUCAGGGGCGGGCAGUUAGAAUUUGAUCCAUAGACAGGUAACUCAAGCAAUCCCCUUUGUCACUGCAAUCAGACCUAUAUAAAUCCGCCUUGACGGACAGCAGUCACCACAGCCUUACCUCUCUGCUGGAUCACCGAACGGGAGAAAACCACCGAAACAAGGAAUAAAAUGUCGCUCUCAUCUAUCCUUUCCGCUGAUGCCAUCGACAGUGCUAUCAAGGACUGCCAAGCACCAGACUCCUUCUGUCCCAAGAAGUUCUUCACGCUGUGUGGGCUCACCAAGAAGAGCCCUGCGGACGUGAAGAAGGUUUUCGGGAUCCUGGACAAUGAUGGCAAUGGUUUUGUUGAGGAGGAAGAGCUCAAGUUUUUCCUCCAGAGGUUUUCCCCAGGGGCUCGCGUUCUGACUGACAAGGAGACCAAGGGCUUCCUGAGCGCUGCUGAUGAUGACAGUGACGGCCGCAUUGGAGCAGAUGAGUUCCAGGCCAUGGUUUUGUCCUAAACAGCUGGACUCCAUCUCUCCAACCUGAUCUGACCCCCUAACCUCCCCCCCCCCCAUCCCCACUGCUUCAAGGGCUCUCUUAGUUUUAGUCAAUCAAUUUCCAUACUGUUAGAUAUUUUCUUUUGUUUAAUUUCUUUAUUUUCUUUCUUGCAAGACUUACUCUGGUCCAUAGACAUCUACAUUCACGUCAUGAUUUUUUUUUUUGUGUGUCUUUUUCCUAUGUUUUAGACAGAUCAUAAAGCUAUAUUUCCCAAAUGUAUAAAAAAACUCCCAAAUUACUGAGAAAAUAAAAAUAAUAAAAUCCAAA